Messenger RNA from Cladocopium goreaui, 2157 nucleotides. The record is from the annotation of a GenBank genome assembly. NCBI's taxonomy places the organism in Eukaryota, Dinophyceae, Suessiales, Symbiodiniaceae.
AUGGCAAAUAUCUCCUUAGAGGUUUGUGGAAAAGUGGAUGAAGUCCUGAGUUCCUCCAUGGGUGUGAUGAGCCAGUGGAGUGAGAUCCAGCAGAUUUUGCUGGAUUCAGGGCUGGCUUACCAGCAGAAGUGCACCCCUGAUUUGUUCCUUUGUCAUCCCUUGAAUAGAGGUGGCACUGGAAUCAACCCUUUCAGCAUGCACAGAAAGGGGUCCACCAUCAUUGCUGCAGGUGCAGACAUGCAGCAGUUGGGUGGAAGUGUUGCCAUUGAAAUUUCCACUGAUGAGGGCACAAGGAAAUCCCAAAUUGAGUUCAACAAGAAAAUGGUUGUUGACUCAGAGAAUUUGAUGGCCAUGCCAACAGGCAAAGAGAGGUACCUCACUUGUGCCAAGGGCCACACCACUCAAUUUUGCAAGGCAAUUGUUGCUUGCUGCAAGACCUCAGAGUCCAGCAUUGCUGGGCCCAAUGGUCACUUGGGCAGCCAUUUGCUGAAGGACAAGGAGUUGGCCAAAAUGAUCCAUGAAGGCUGGCAGUGGACUAUUGUCAAGAAUGUGGUUGCUGAGAAGUGGCCAAGCCUUCCUUCAAUCAUUGAAAGUGCUGGAAACAGCUCCAACUCAACAUAUGAACUGCAAAAUGAGGUGCAGCUCAUGUCCAGCAUUGUGCUGUCCCAGAAAGGCAAGUUGCCAGGUGAGAUCAUGUAUACCAAGAGUGCUGUUGAUCUCUGCCAUGGAGGUGCACUUCAAGGAUAUGCAAAGCAUGUUGGCAAAUUUGUUCAGCUCUAUGGAGGCAAGGUUGUUUCGAAUUCAAGCAAGAAAGAGGGUGGGCAAGAAGGUCCCAUGAUCAAUUUCUUGGCUUACAUGUCCAAACGAUUUGGUGGCAACCCCAUUCUUGGAGAAGAAUUUAUGACCACAAUUGUUGACACCCAGUUUUCCAAGACCACUUUGCACCCCAUGGUCAAGCUUGCAUUGGUGGUGGCCAACUGCACUACUGACAAGGUGGUUGACUCAGUGGCCAAGCUCAUCACCAAAACAGAUGUUGCUGGCUUGAAACAGAAGAAGUAUGAAACCAAGAUCAAUGAGGUAGAGGCUUCUUUGACUAAGUUUUGGGACAAGGUCAACAAAACCCAGUUGGACCAGGCUGUGAUCUACAAGUUGUUUGGCAGGAGCUGUUGUAGAUAUGCACUCCAUCUAUGCAACAAAGAGAAACAGAGCAAGGAUGGCAAAGAAAAAACAAUGGAUGAAUUAGAAAUGCUUCAGAGUGAUGACUUAGCACAGGCAACAAGUGCAGGUGCUGCAGCCAGUACAUCCAAGCCUAGUGGUUCAGGCACCCAGGAUUCCAAGGAGGUAGCUUUUGACUUGCAGCAGGCAAAGAACCCUAUGUUCUUGGCAGCCCAGUUGUUGGACCUGAAGGUUGGCAACAAUUUCACUGUCAAAGACCAGCCAGCCAACAGAAUUUUCACCCUGGUUGCUGUAGAAGCUGACAAGGUGACCUUGGAGCAUGUCCCCUUACUGGAACCCACCAAGAAGAUCACCAUGAAUUUUCUUUCCACAGAGAUUGCUGCUCAUCUCAAAGCCACCAAGUCCAAGAUGCCCAAGCUCUUUACAAAUGCCCAGUUGCAACUGAUGUGGCCUUCCAACUCUGAUCCAUGCAUGGAAGAAACAGAGAAGUGUUCCCUCUUUGUUGUUCUCCAGGAGGCAUACAAUUUCCUGGAUAUGGAUGAGCAUGAAGUCAUGGUCCAAAGCACACCUCAUGCCAUGUGUUUUGCCCAGAAGGAUAUGAAGAAGAACUACAUUCAGCUGGUGCCAUGCCCUGAGAGGCUCCAGAACAUUGUGACAAAGAAGCCACCAGUCAAGAUCUUUGGGGAGGUUACCUUUCAGAUGAAGACCUACUACAUCACACCUAGCAAGGCUGUGAAGUGGGAUGAAACUAAGCAGGUUUAUGAGGGUACUAUGUGCCCAUUUUGGAUUUGCUCAAAAGAAGAUGAAGAAGGUUUGCUAGAGUUUAAGUGGAUCACCCACAGCCAUAAGCUGGGGGAUGUCAACAUCAAAGUCUUGACCAACAAUAGCCCUGUCUCAGCCCACUGCCAGCUGAGUUUGAAGGCACCACCCAAGGACAAAGAUCCAAUGGGCCCUCCUUUGAAGAAGCACAAGAAACAGUGA